Pezoporus flaviventris is the source of this 3082-nucleotide messenger RNA. It is a transcript of the gene ZC3H12D, whose product is annotated as zinc finger CCCH-type containing 12D. Gene Ontology annotation, biological process: 3'-UTR-mediated mRNA destabilization; nuclear-transcribed mRNA catabolic process, RNase MRP-dependent. The annotation marks the transcript as partial. The transcript has 5 exons. The record is from RefSeq and is a predicted model, not a curated record. Gene Ontology annotation, cellular component: cytoplasmic ribonucleoprotein granule; nucleus. Gene Ontology annotation, molecular function: mRNA binding; metal ion binding; RNA endonuclease activity. NCBI's taxonomy places the organism in Eukaryota, Metazoa, Chordata, Aves, Psittaciformes, Psittacidae.
UGCCUGUUGGACAAGGCUGGGAAGACAGGAGCAGUGGGUUUAAAGGAACUUGCUAAGAUGGCACUGGCCAGUUCGCUUCCUAGCAAACCAGUACCACCGCACUCUGGAGAAGUUUCUGCAGCAAGGGUGGAAGCUCACCAGAGCAAGCUGGAUUUCUUCUGCAAGCUGGGCUAUGGUAAGCAGGACAUCUGCAAAGUGCUGGAGAACCUGGGCCAAGAGGCCCUGGUGGAUGAUGUGCUGAAAGAGCUGAUUCGGAUGGGGAGCAGACCUCAAGCUCUGGAGAGCCAAGCUCAGCCUUCUGCACUAAAACUUCUUGCCCGGGGAUCAUCCAGCACUGCACCAGGGUCAAAGUGGCUCAGAGAAGGUGAAAGUGAUUCUUCUGAUUACUUGAGACCCAUUGUGAUUGACGGCAGCAAUGUUGCAAUGAGUCACGGAAACAAAGAGGUGUUCUCCUGCUGGGGGAUCCAGCUGGCAGUGGAUUGGUUUCGAGAGAGGGGGCACACGUACAUCAAGGUUUUCGUCCCACUCUGGAGGAAGGAGCCCCCUCGCCAAGAGAGUCCCAUUGCAGAUCAGCACAUCCUUGAAGAGCUCGAGAAGCAAUCGAUCCUCGUGUACACCCCAUCCCGGAAGGUGAAAGGCAAGAGGGUAGUUUGCUAUGAUGAUCGCUAUAUAGUGAAAGUUGCUUAUGAGAAAGAUGGAGUCAUUGUUUCCAAUGACAAUUACCGGGAUCUCCAGAAUGAAAACCCUGAGUGGAAAUGGUUUAUUGAGCAGCGACUACUCAUGUACUCAUUUGUCAGUAACAGGUUUAUGCCUCCUGAUGACCCGUUAGGCCGGCAUGGACCUACACUUAAUAACUUCCUCAGCAAAAAGCCAGUGCUUCCUGAACCAAAAUGGCAGCCUUGCCCCUAUGGUAAAAAGUGCACCUAUGGCAAUAAAUGCAAAUUUUACCACCCAGAGAGACUGCACCAAGCUCAGCUCACAGUUGCUGAUGAGCUCAGGGCUAAAAUAAAUGUCCCGUUAAGCAUGGGCAAAGAGGAAGAGCCAUAUAGGACUGGAGGAGAGUCUGUGCCCUGUGGUGCCUGUACAGAAACCCUGCGAGAAGGUAGUGGCUGCACAGGAGCUUCCUGUUAUUCAGGAUGGUCCCAAGGGAGAUGUCCUGAGCAGCUUUCCAGUGGCUGGGGCAGCAGCUCUGGCUCUGACUUGUGUCUGGACCAGCGCUUGCUGCAGCCAGAGCCGUGGCAAGACCAUCCACUCCUGGAGAAGAUGUCAGCACUAUCCAUUGGUGAUGACACCUAUGGCUACAGCUGGUCCAUACAUACACAUCAGGACAGAGGAGUGAUGGACAGCCCUCACCAGUUCAGCAACCUCAGGGACAACCCAUACACGCUUCAUCACUCCCAUAGCUUGGACCACACCAGCUUACCGGGAUGCCCUUUCCAGCAAACGGUGCUCCCUCCGGUGUCGAGCGGGAUGUGCCCAGAUCACAGCUGGCCGCAGGAGGGCUGCAGCACCCACAGGAUCAGUCAGAGGAGCCGCUAUGCCCCUGAUGGUGCUCAGCACCACAUUUUGCCACAGUCUUCAGCUCUUCCUGCUGACCUGCCUCACUCUUACAGUGAGCAUCACCUGCAGCAGCAGGAGCAUCGCUUCCGCAGCCGGCCCCCACAGCAGCCCUUCAUGUUAGACUCCAGAAAUGGCCUGGGCUUCUACCAGAAAACCUAUGCAUACCCCGAUACCUCUUACAGUGACCACUGGCCCACUCCAGCUGUAAGGCCACCCUCUGCCCAGCAACCAAACACACACAGGGAGCUGUGCUCCCUUUUCCCUUACAGUGAUGUAAACCAUGUCAUGGCUUUGUACCCCAAUAUUGAGGAUAUUGCUAUACUGACUUUAUUGAUUCAAAGACACAGAAGUUUGUGAAGCCUCCAGAUCAAACCUUUCCUGACAAUCACAAGUCCCGGGGAAAUAAUGUGCUACUCUGAGGCUUAACCAAGUGUUAUGAAAGGGCUUUAUGGCAAACACCGUAGCUGCUCUGGGAGCACAGGUCUAAGCAUCAACCAGCUAUGUCACAUGGGGCACCAAGUCAAGACACAGGCUGCCAUUCACCACAGUGGGAGCUUCAUUCCCCUCCCUGUCAGCAUUUGAACCUCAGUAGUGACUGGGUUCAGGAUGGCAGAGAUCUUUGUUGAUGCCUUGAAAGAAUAGACAUGUUUUAAAAACCCUAAGCCUAUUGCUCAGCUAUUGUAAAAGAGCCAUGCUCCAUGUGAAGGGCUCUGCACUGACCUCCCAUGCCUACUUGCUCAGCUAUAGGCAAAAAAUAAUUUGGCCCAUUUCCCCGGACACAGGGCUGUGCUCCCUGCUAGAAGGAGCCUUUCAAUCCGUAUCACUGGCUGUAUCAGUGAGCUUUCAAAGGCACAUCUCGCGUUUAUAAACCAAAGCAGUGAACACACAGAGUCUCUAGCGGAGGCAUGAAGGCACAGCAGAGAAGCUGCAGGUACCUUUCUCAGGGAUCGCAUAUGAUAGAAGUCAAAUCAGGGAAGUCAUCUCCAGUAUAAGUCCUGAUGUGGACCGAGAGCUUGGGGUUGUUAAUUAAAAAAGGAGGCACAGAUGAUGCCAAAGAGACUGGGGGGGGGGGAGAGCUUUGAAGUGUCUCUGUUGUAUUGAAAAAAUCCUGUUAUUGACUUAACCCUUAAUUACCGAACAUGGUCCCAUAAUGCAACUGUACAGCUGAUUUAUGAUUGCAAACAUUUAAACUGUGCUCUGCUGGGACAUGUUUGAUCCUCAGUAAAUUGUAAAACUGCUAAUCUCUGCAUUAUUCCACUGAACUCUUCAGGUUAUAAUUCAAAGAUUAAGGUUGAAGCUGAAGGGCGUUAGCAUUAUACCAAAGUUCAAGUAUGUCAGUAUGACAUGUUUUAGAAACGCUUUAACACAUCAUAAAGUGGUCACCUACAACUCUUUGUUCCAAGUAACAUUGUCUUUUUUCCUUUGUAUUUUAUUUUUCCAUUACUCUCAGCACUGAUGCUUCACCAGUUCCAGCAUUCAGGUGGGAUUCACAAAUGCUCUGACCCGGUGCUGUUUCUGUCAG